Solanum verrucosum is the source of this 1688-nucleotide messenger RNA. RefSeq lists its product as uncharacterized. The transcript is spliced from 5 exons. The coding region runs from base 36 to 1445 and encodes 469 amino acids. NCBI's taxonomy places the organism in Eukaryota, Viridiplantae, Streptophyta, Magnoliopsida, Solanales, Solanaceae. The record is from RefSeq and is a predicted model, not a curated record.
AAUCCAUUCUUCUUCAUCACAGUUUCACAUUAACAAUGGUAGUCGAAGCUCAUCAGCUUUUUCUUCCAAAACCCCCUUUCUCUUCUCCUUCUUUCCCUUCUCCACCACCCCAUUUUUCUUCUUUCCUUUUUCACCCUUCUUCUCUCUCUUUAGCUCUCUUCCAUUCCGAUUCUUCUAUCUCCCUCUACUCUUCUUUCUCUCCUUUCUCUAUCUCUUCCUUUCCUCCUCCGCAAACCACCCUCCCUCCGCCCAUAUCCGCUGCCGCUUUCCUCCUCCUACGGAACCCUAAUCCGAUCACCCUCUUUCUCAUCUCAUCUCCUAUUUCAGGAGGCUCCGCAGUUCUGCUCCGUUUCUAUAUCCUUAAUUCUGCGAGGAAGUCUUUUACUCCGGCGAAAGUUGUAUGCAAUCACAGUGAUUUCAAGUUUGAUGAGAGUAAAUUCGGGGUGGUUUUUGGGGUUUCUCAUGGGGUCUCGGUGAAAUUGGUUGCGGAUGUUAAUGUAUUUGCGUUGUACUCUAUUUCGAAUGGUAAAGUUUGGGUUUUUGCUGUGAAACACCUGGGGGGUGAGGAGCUGAAAUUAAUGAAGUAUGCGGUGAUUGAUUGUUCUCUGCCGGUGUUUUCCAUUAGUGUAUCUUUUGGGGUCCUGAUUUUGGGGGAAGAUAAUGGGGUCAGGGUUUUCCCCCUGCGGCCAUUGGUCAAAGGAAGAGUUAAGAAAGAGAGGGGUGCGAAUAAGAAAAGUUUGAAUGGUGGGUUAGAAAAAGAUAAGAUGGAGAUUAAAAAGCUACCUUUACGAAAUGGGAUGAUUCAUGGUAUUAAUGCUGAGAUUAGUGCUGCUGAUGGUAGCAAAUUGAUGGAACUGAAGUUUCCUUCCAAUGGUGUAUUGGAUGAAAGGGUCGAGAACCGCACUGAAUCAGCAAAGUUAAGGUCUGUGAGACUCAGACAAGAUUCCAGAGAGGGUAUUGCAAACUUUGUGGCAUUCAAGAACAAGGAUGAUAAUUUUGAAUCGAUCAAGAUACCGGUUAAGUCAGCAAAAUCUAUUUGCAUUCAGGCCUUAUCUUCAACCAGGUUUCUGAUCUUGGACUCUGAAGGAAAUCUUCACCUCUUGUUCCUUGCAACUUCUGUUCAUGGAUCGGAGACUCCUUAUAGCAUGAAACAGUUGACUCACAACAUGAAAGUUCGAAAGCUCACUGUUCUUCCGGAUUCUUCUACAAGAGCACAAACUGUUUGGAUAUCAGAUGCACUUCAUACUGUACACAUGAUUGCGGUGACUGACAUGGAUGCAUCUGUUAAUCAAACUGACUGCAAAGACGCUGCAGAGAAGCUUGUACAGACUUCAGUUGUGCAAGCAAUAUUUUCCAGUGAAAAGGUCCAAGAAAUUGCAGCUUUGUCUGCGAAUACAAUAUUGCUUCUUGGACAAGGAAGCAUGUUUGCAUAUGCAAUUUCCUAGAGAUGCUGAGUGGUUUUUUGUGGUUAGUGUGUCCUCCCCUUCAUCAACAUUUUUGUUCUACAUACAUUGGAUUCUCUGACAAGUAAAUUUCUUAUGGGUGUCAGCCAGAAAUUUUCUAUAAUGAUUCUUUCCGCAAGAUAUUUUAGAUGAGCAUCUUUUCACAUCAAUAUCAAAUUAUUUUGUUUCCUCGUGGGAAGAAAUAUUUCAUGCUUUUUUCUUCAUCUGAAAACACUUAAGAGUAUA